Chenopodium quinoa (quinoa) is the source of this 2137-nucleotide messenger RNA. Its product is annotated as PE-PGRS family protein PE_PGRS30-like. Lineage: Eukaryota; Viridiplantae; Streptophyta; Magnoliopsida; Caryophyllales; Amaranthaceae. The coding region runs from base 307 to 1824 and encodes 505 amino acids. Gene Ontology annotation, molecular function: protein binding. The transcript has 2 exons. The record is from RefSeq and is a predicted model, not a curated record.
GAGAAUUUGUAUUGGACAUAUGUUGCAUCCGGCUCCGCGACCUUUGGGUGUGUGUAUAUACAGGCUACUACAUCUGUCAAAUUAAUUCUCUCCAUCCCUCCGAAUCUUGUUCCUCCGACCAUCACCGAAUUCAUGAUCUCCUCCUGUUAAUAGAUCACAUCAACUUCAGAUCUUGUUCAAUCCUUCAUCAUCUCAGGUACAUUUUCAAUUUCACUUUUACAAUCUUGCAUUUGAUUUGGGUCUUCAACAAUUCUGUAGCUCAAUUUUGUUGCCAACAAUUUAUUACUGAUCAAACAAUACGCAAUAAUGAAUUCAAAUUACGGAAAGAAUGGUAUGAACAGCUUUGAUUUCGAUCUGGGUAUUGGAUCAAAUCGUCCUAAAUCACUAAAUGAUCAGAAAAACAAACCCAAUUCAUCUUAUUCAUAUAUGUCAUCUGCAAAUUCUUCGUUUACGCAAUCUAAACCCGGAACCACAAUGCCGUCAUGGCAGCCUGGAAAGCCUUCAUGGACUCAUCAACCCGCACCGAGUAACACCGGGGUUGCUCGGUCCGAGUUGGGUGGUCCAAGUUCAAUGGUGGGGGAUAUAUUUGGGAAGAGUUGGAACUCUCCUGCACCUGCUGCCACUGGGCAGAGUGUUAACAUUGGGGUUGUGAAUAAGAACCCUAAUUUGUUUGGAGAUUUGGUGGGUGCUGCCUUGGGGCAGAACAAAAGUAGUAGUAAUGUUCCUUUGAAGAGUGCUGCUCCUGUUAAGAGCUCGUUUUCGAUGGGGGGCAUGGCAGAUUCGUUGCCAAAAACGAAUAAUGGUAGUGUAGGGAAGAAUGGUGGUGGUGUCGGUGGUGCUGGUUUGGGUUCUUCCUCCCAGGGCUUUGGAAGUUUUGGAGGUGCAACCAAUAGUGGUAAUAGUGUUUAUGGGAAUACUGGUGUGAACAAGAGCUCGGGUAUCGGUGGUGCUUCGGUAAGGGGUGGGGGUGGUGGGAUUGGAAUGGGAACGAAUUCGAAUAAAGACCCAUUUGGUUCUUUGGUUGAUUUUUCGUCGAAGCCAAUGGGUGGUGGUAGUCUUAAUGCGUCUUCUAAAGCUACUGCUUCUUCCUCUUCAGAGGAUUUUGGUUUUGGGGAUUUCCAAAAUGCGUCGAAAUCAAAUACAUCUGCGUUCCCGUCUGGAAACAGCAACUCCUGGGGAUCUAAUUCAGGUUCAAUUCCACAAAUGGAUAGUUUUGCCCCUCAGAAGAAUCCUGCACCUGUACAAUCUAGUGGCGAUUCAUUUGACAUGUUUUUUUCACCAUCAGUCACUUCCGGUUUUAGUGGUGGUGCUGCAGCACCAGAUAAUGCUCCUAGUGGACAAGAGUUUUCAGGUGGGGAUGAUUGGGGUUUUGCCUCAGAUUAUGAUGGAGGACAUGAUGGGAGCAGUAUUACUGAGAUUGAAGGGCUUCCGCCGCCUCCUGUUGGUGUUUCAGCUUCUACUGCAAAGUCUAAAGGCCUGGAUAACUAUAAACAGGGGCAGUUUGCUGAUGCGAUUAAGUGGCUUUCUUGGGCUGAAAUUCUUCAAGAGAAAGCUGGUGAGGCUUCUGGAACUGUGGAGGUCUUGACUUGUAGGGCUUCAUGCUACAAGGAAGUUGGGGAGUACAAGAAGGCUGUUGCUGAUUGUACCAAGGUCCUGGAUCGUGACGGAGAAAAUGUUUCUGUGCUGGUACAACGUGCACUCCUUUACGAGAGCAUGGAGAAAUAUAGGCUUGGAGCAGAUGACCUUAGAACUGUUAUGAAACUUGAUCCAUCAAACAGGGUUGCAAGAAGUACCAUCCAUCGUUUGAACAAAUUGGCUGAUUAGAGAAGUGUUACAGAUUUUAUAGCUUACUCAUUUGGUAGUAAGUUUUUAUACCUAUAUGUUCAUAGGGUUGUGACUAUAAUGUGCUAUCCCCAAGGGGUGUAAUACAUCAAAAAUGUCGCCCAGCAAUGCAUAACUUGCCUGGAUCAGUUUCACGUGUAUAAUACUGUGAUUUGCUGUAUUGUUCAGUUGUUUUUCGUUUUGUUGCAGCUUCAUUUCUUUGUGGGUUUGUACUUCCUCAUACUGUUCAGAUGUUAACUGAUAAGAGUAAUUUUGCUUACUACAUUGAUAUUUACAUUCAGAUUUAUAUUCUCUA